Messenger RNA from Trichoderma citrinoviride, 3079 nucleotides. RefSeq lists its product as hypothetical. The coding region runs from base 1 to 3075 and encodes 1024 amino acids. The transcript has 3 exons. The record is from RefSeq and is a predicted model, not a curated record. Lineage: Eukaryota; Fungi; Ascomycota; Sordariomycetes; Hypocreales; Hypocreaceae.
AUGAAGAGCGACAUGAUUCACAGAACCAACAGCGAGGGCGGCGCCUCGUCCACUGGCUCGUCGCAAAAGAUAUGGCGGCUCCCCUCCGCCAUUCGCAAGCCCUUUCGCAGCUCUAACAAGGACGACAAGAACUGGACUAACAAGCCAGGCGGCCCCUCUGUUGACACCGAAUCCCCCGACCCCCCCGUCCACGAACCCAGCUCGAUCCACGAAACCGUCGAGUCCAACUACCGCCAGCUCCAGACCCUCGUCGCGCGCAUGCGAGGCGCUCCCUCGGGCCCCAGCCACGUCGACGGCGCCUACAAAGAGUUUGCCAAGAUCAACGAGCGAUGUGCCGCUCUCUGCGACGCCAUACUCCGGGAGGAGAUCAAGACACCGCGCACCCUCUCCAACGCCGCCGAAACCGGCUCAUUGACUCGCCAGGACUCCGCCGCAGACACGCCUCGCAGCCCGAGCGCCCUCUUUGACCAGAGGAGUUCGUUUAGCGGCCGCAGCUUAGCCGAGGUCGUCACGGCCGGCGGUAGUAGGGGUCAUGGCAGUGACCACUGGCUGACGCCCAUCCGGGACUGGAAGACGUGUCUCGAGGUGCUGGCCGAGCACUUCAAGCUCAGCCUUGCCGAGACGUACAUGAGCUAUGAGCGGGAUGCCACGCCCGAGAUGCUCGAGGCCUUGUUCACGAGCAAGAAGUUCAGGAGAGACGCGGUCCACCGGAUGCGCAAUGCGAGCGUCACCAAGAUCCUGUCUGCCGAUCCUCAAUUUUUCCCGCGAUAUGAGAUACGCUUUAGAAACUACGAGAGGGUCAAGCAGGAGCUCAGGGAUGUUCGAAAGCUGCUCCAGGCGGGCGAGUCGGGCAUCUCCCCGGGCAGAGUCAUUGAGGAAUUUCCCAUUGCCCCUCGCGGGGAUGCUGUUCUCGAGUUUGCCAACCUGGGGUCCGAUGCCACGGGCAACGAGCCUGCCUUGCGGUUUCGCGUCUCCUCUGCCCUGCUGGCAGAGACGUCGCCCGUCUUUGCGCGCAUGUUCUCUGGCAACGCCAGCAGCCACUACCUGCACGAGGCUGACGACGUAUCCCAUCUGCUCCCGCCGCCGCCGGUGCCGUACUUCUGCGACGACGGGUCCGAGGUCAAGCUGUACCGGAUGCCGCAGCAAGAGUUCAACCACCACGGCUCGCUGGAGAUUCUGCUCCAUGCCGCCCACAUGCACAACGACAAAGUACCCAGAGACGUGACCUUUGAGCAGUUUGUUUCCAUUGCUGAGUGCUGCCUGAAGUUCAAGAGCACGUCGCCACUCGAGAUGGUCGUCGAGCACAGAUGGCUACCGCAGUGGAUGCACAAAGGAGCCGACGACAUGCCGGACGGCCUACUCAUCAUCAGCUAUGCCUUUGGGCUUCGCCAGCUCUUCACCCGAAUGUCCAAGAGCGCCAUCCUCAACCUUGCCGACGAGAAGGACCUGCACAGCAAGCCCUGGCCCAAGAAAAUCAAGGACAAGGUCUGGGCGGUUCGCUGCGCCAAGGUAGACCAGCUGUAUGCGAGCUGCGCCAGCACCAUCCAAGAGUACAUUCGUCCACCAGCGCAGGGCACGGCUUCGUCGGAAGCCAAACAGCACAUAUCCCUCUCUGAUCUCGACAGCCAUCUCUCCUCUCCCAUCCAGCCCGCCAUGACGCUCACGAGCACCCCAAGAUGCCCCAAAGGCAACCACUGGUGCGACGCCUCCAAUCUGGGGUGGAUGAUGCUGGUGUACAACGAGCUCGGCCUGCUGCCAACCAUUGUGCAGCCCGCCGUGAUGACGCACGUUGCAAACGCACAGGCGCCUCCGUCCAAGAGCCUGGCACAGAUGAUGGAAACGCUCCGCUCGACCCCGAGCCCCCCUGCGCCGCUUCACCCUGGAAGUGUCUGCGAUCCUGCCCCCGCGUUCCGAGCGGCCGUCGCCGACAUUUACAACAGCGUCACCGGCUUGACUCUGUUUGAUAUAAGCGGCAAGAGCCACGGUUGGGCGCUCUCGAAACACAAGAUGUCGGAACCGCAGUUGCUCUUGACCGCGGGGCUCAACCGGAUGGCUGCGCAUGAGAAGAUCCACAGCGUCGUCACCGAGUUCCCAGAGGAGGUUCGCCUGCAGAUACUGGGCGAGAUGGAGGAGCUGGAGGAUCUGCAGGCCGCGGCCAGGAUCAACCGCGCCUUUUACGAAACAUACAAGAGAAACGAGCUACACCUCAUGCGCAACAUCCUGCGCGCCGAUCGGAUACGCUGGGGAAGCAUAGGGCGCUACUCGCUGGACGACGACAGGGCGGAAAGCAAAGUGUUGAAGGAGGAGUCGGAUAGGCUCAAGGAGAGGGGCUUUGGCGACGGCGCCGAUGCGAUCACCCUGAGGAGUGAAGAGGACGAGGGGCUGUAUGACUCGGACGAAGAUGACGAUUCCAGUGUCGAUCCGCUGACUCGGCACGGAUCCAUCUCGUCCCAGGGAGGCCGACUUCAUACGAACAACGACGUCGAAGACGAUAUCGAUAUUCUGACCCGCGAUCCUCCACCACCGUUCCAGCCGAAAGAGUCUAAUCCUCCGCCGCCUCUGCUGCCGGUUACCACUACCGAGGCCCAUGAGGGCUCUGACAACGACGAUGAUACGGCCACUCCGACGACGCCUCGGCAGCGCCCCUUUGAUCCCUUGGACGAACUAGCCACUCCUUCGGACGAGAGCAGUGUCGUUUCGCCAGAAGAUGUCGAGGAGCCCCCCAUGACGGAAGAAGAAGCCCGCAGGAUCUUAUGGCCCGACCACGUGGUUGUCACUCCACCCCCGCAGCGAGGCGCAGUCCAGCCCGGCGUCGAGGGGCUGCGGGAGAAGUUCCGCGUUGGCGACAUCUCCUUCCUCGAGGGCCUCGAGGACAAGACGCUGGCCAAGGCGGAGACGAAGCUGCUGCGGAGCGACCACGACGAGCGGGCGGCGAGCCUGCUCAGCAAGCAGGAGGGGGGGCGCCCGAGCUCGAGCUCAUCGACGGCCAAGAGCGUGAACGGGGUUCAGCAUAUAGAAGAGGUUGUGGGGGCUCGAAAGGGGGGCGAUGACGAGAUGGAGUCGGCUCUUUCUUGAACCU